AUGGCAGCUGACCGUGAAAUAGCUGCUGAAGACAGCAUUAGAGUCGUAUGCCGAUUUCGGCCACUCAAUGACUCCGAAGAAAAAGCUGGAUCCAAAUUUAUUGUAAAAUUUCCUUCAGGACCUGACGACAAUUGCAUUUCUAUAGGGGGUAAAGUAUAUUUGUUUGACAAAGUAUUUAAACCAAAUGCGACUCAAGAGAAAGUCUACAAUGAAGCUGCCAAAAGCAUUGUAUCAGAUGUGCUUGCUGGUUACAACGGUACCAUUUUUGCGUAUGGGCAAACAAGCUCAGGAAAAACACAUACAAUGGAAGGUGUCAUAGGGGAUCCAGGAAAACAGGGUAUCAUACCACGCAUAGUCAACGAUAUAUUCAAUCAUAUUUAUGCAAUGGAAGAAAAUCUUGAAUUUCACAUUAAAGUUUCAUAUUUUGAAAUCUAUAUGGACAAAAUCCGAGAUUUAUUAGACGUUUCCAAAGUAAAUCUAAGUGUACAUGAGGACAAAAAUAGAGUUCCAUUUGUUAAAGGUGCUACAGAAAGAUUUGUUUCAAGUCCCGAAGAAGUGUUUGAGGUUAUAGAAGAAGGAAAAUCAAAUAGGCAUAUUGCUGUUACAAAUAUGAAUGAACACUCAUCUAGAUCUCAUUCAGUCUUCCUGAUUAACGUUAAACAAGAGAAUUUAGAAAACCAAAAGAAAUUAUCGGGAAAACUAUAUCUUGUGGAUUUGGCUGGUUCAGAAAAGGUGUCUAAAACCGGUGCUGAAGGUACUGUGCUCGAUGAAGCAAAGAAUAUUAACAAAUCACUAUCUGCCUUGGGUAAUGUUAUAUCUGCUUUGGCCGAUGGUAACAAAUCUCACAUACCAUACAGAGAUUCCAAGCUCACUCGUAUUCUUCAAGAGUCACUUGGUGGUAACGCAAGAACGACAAUAGUCAUUUGCUGCUCACCAGCAUCAUUCAAUGAGAGUGAAACGAAGAGUACAUUGGACUUUGGAAAAAGAGCAAAGACUGUCAAGAACGUUGUAUGUGUUAAUGAAGAACUUACUGCUGAAGAAUGGAAGCGGCGCUACGAAAGAGAGAAGGAGAAGGUGGCUCGGCUCAAAGGAAAGGUUGAAAAGUUGGAGGCUGAGGUUAACCGAUGGAGGUCUGGGGAAACUGUGCGACCUGAGGAACAAGUCAACUUGGUUGAAAUUGAUGCUGCCACCCCUGUCACAUCCUUCAUUGAGGAGAAACCCCCUGUUGCACCUGUACCAGUGGCUGUGUCUAGUGCUGUAGAGGACGCAGCGUUGCAGGCCAAGCUGGAAGCACUGUACCAACAGCUUGACGACAAAGAUGAGGAGAUUAACCAACACUCGCAGCUGGUGGAAAAACUCAAGGAGCAGAUGAUGGAACAGGAAGAACUCAUUGCUUGUACAAGGCGCGACUUUGAAGCACUUCAGGGUGACAUGAACCGCAUUCAACAAGAGAAUGAGGCAGCAAAGGAGGAAGUCAAGGAGGUACUGCAGGCCCUCGAAGAACUUGCUGUGAACUAUGACCAAAAGUCGCAAGAAGUUGAUAGCAAGAGUCGUGAAUGUGACCAGUUAUCUGAAGAACUACAGACUAAGCAGAGUUCUCUAACAACGGCCACAGCUGAACUUCAGCAGUUACGCGACCUUUCUGCGCAUCAGCGUAAACGCAUCGCCGAGCUGCUGACCAAUCUGUUGCGUGACUUGUCUGAAAUUGGUGCUGCUGUUGGUGGCUCCGAGCUGGACUUCAAACUCAACGUGGACACAGUAGGAAAACUGGAGGAAGAGUUCACAGUCGCCCGCUUACACAUCAGCAAAAUGAAGAGUGAAGUCAAGAAUAUUGUGCAACGUUGUCACUCACUUGAAACUGCGAACAUCGACGCGAAUCAGAAGAUUGAAGAGUACGAGCGAACAUUGGGCGAAUGCCGUUUGCUAAUCUCUCAACAUGAGGCGCGGUGCGCUUCUUUAGCAGAGUCGAUGCGAGAGGCGGAGAACAAGAAGCGACAGCUAGAGGAGGCGGCUGAUGCUUUGCGCGAAGAGUGUGCUCGUCUUCAGGCUGCGGAACGUGUGCAAUUGGCGGCGGCAGAACAGCGCGCCGACACGCAGGUGCGUGCUGCACUCGAAGCACAGCUGGAACAACUACGCGCUUCACAUGCUACGCAGCUAGCUGCUCUGCGAGAUGAACUCGCUGCGCUUCAAAGACAGCACCAGGAACUCAAGGACACCUACCAGGAACUCACCCUGGCGCGGCAGCAACUCCAAGACGACUACGACAAGCUGAAGCGGGAAGAAGCAGACAAGUCUGCCAAACUGAAGGAGCUCAUCCAAAGCGUGGAGCAACGCGAACAGGCUCGUGGCGACCUAAAAAGCUUGGAAGAUACUGUGGCUAAGGAGUUGCAGACUUUGCAUAACCUGCGAAAACUCUUCGUUCAAGACUUGCAGGCAAGGAUAAAGAAAUCGACAAAUUCGGAGGACGGUGGAGAAGAAGAGGGCGGGUCCCUCGCGCAGAAACAAAAGAUUUCAUUCCUCGAAAACAACUUGGAGCAACUUACGAAAGUUCACAAGCAGUUGGUGCGAGACAACGCGGACCUUCGCUGCGAGCUGCCUAAACUCGAAAAGAGGCUGCGCGCCACCAUGGAGAGGGUUAAGGCGCUUGAAACUACACUGAAGGAAGCUAAAGAGGGCGCAAUGCGCGACCGUAAGAGAUACCAGUUUGAAGUAGACCGAAUUAAAGAAGCCGUACGUGCAAAGAAUCUCGCGCGAAGAGGCGUGCAAGCACAAAUUGCGAAACCAAUCCGCGCUGGAGGCGGUCACCUUGUGGGCGGCGGCCUUGGCGUAGUCCGACCUGCGCCCACGCAAGAUAUCAAGCGGAAAUCCAUCAUUGUAGGCGCUAGAGACGAAAGUUGA
Leptosia nina is the source of this 2898-nucleotide messenger RNA. Lineage: Eukaryota; Metazoa; Arthropoda; Insecta; Lepidoptera; Pieridae. The record is from the annotation of a GenBank genome assembly.